Molecule: messenger RNA, 1344 nt
Organism: Salarias fasciatus (jewelled blenny)
Lineage: Eukaryota; Metazoa; Chordata; Actinopteri; Blenniiformes; Blenniidae
Gene: pin1
Product: peptidylprolyl cis/trans isomerase, NIMA-interacting 1
Exons: 5
Coding region: 96-566 (156 amino acids)
Cellular component (GO): cytosol; nucleus
Molecular function (GO): peptidyl-prolyl cis-trans isomerase activity; protein binding
Source: RefSeq, a predicted model, not a curated record
CCUGACCCCGAAAACAUCUGCCGCAGUUCAAACCCAGCCAGGAGCUACAGUGAGAUCAAUCUGGAAAACAAAACGCUGCUGCCGGAAAAAUAAUCAUGUCAGACGAGGAGAAGCUGCCACAUGGAUGGGAGAAGAGACUCAGUCGCAAUUCAAAUCGUGUUUACUAUUUUAACCACCACACAAAUGCCAGCCAAUGGGAACGUCCAGUGGGAGACAGCAGUGGAGAGCCAGAUAAGGUACGCUGCUCCCACCUCCUGGUGAAGCACAAUCAGUCACGUCGGCCGUCUUCCUGGCGAGAACAGAAUAUAACACGGACUAAGGAUGAGGCCCUGGAUCUCAUUCAGAAUUACAUAGAACAGAUCAAGUCUGGACAUGAGAGGUUUGAGUCCCUGGCGUCUCAGUUCAGUGACUGCAGCUCUGCAAAGAACGGUGGCGACCUGGGACAAUUUGCCAGAGGUCAAAUGCAGAAGCCUUUUGAAGACGCCUCCUUUGCCCUCAAAGUGGGAGACAUGAGCGGCCCAGUUUUCACUGACUCUGGAAUCCACAUCAUCCUACGUACUGGCUGAGAAAAACACAUACUGUAGUUUCCUCCUACACACACACACACACACACACACACACACACACACACACACACACACACACACACACACACACACACACACACAUACACAUACACAUAGUCCAACCAACAACUUCUAUAAGUCAUUCUAAUGUUAAAUUGUGCUCAAUAAACAAAUUUCACGAUCUGUGGCGCGUUGUUUCAGGUGGGAUCAUUUUAGAUUAAGCUCUAUCGGACAUGUGUGGUUGAUUUUAUUGCACUGGUGUAUUUAGGAAUAUUCUUCAAAGCUUCUGCUUUAUAUGGCCCUGCUGUUUGAUAACAGUAGUUCCUGCGGAGAUGGCCACCUUUGAAAAUAGCUUCACGUGAGCAGAGUUCAAGAAUGCAUUUAUGAUAUCCUGUUAUGGUAUGUGCAUGUCUUUAAAAGGACCAUAUGCUGUGUGUUUCCCUGUAAUCUUUUUCAUUUCUGUUAUAUUUUCUUGCCAAAGCUGCUUCUUCCUGUGUGUCAUAGCUUUGGAAAAUGCAUAAUUAAGAUGUUUGAGGUGCAGUCUAACUAAUGCAGGCUGGAGAGAGUGUUUUAUUAUUCUCAGAAAAUCUCUAAAUGCAUACAAUUUCUAGUUUACUUGGCCCGUCAUUUCAAGAUGUGCAUGGUUUCCCUUUUUGGAUGUGCAAAGAUGAAAUCGCCGAAUGCUUGCAGAUGAUAACUCCACUGCUUUUAAAUGCAUCCAUGUUCAAAUGAACUGUUAAUGUGUCGUUAGGGCAUAAAUAAAACUUUUUUUUAUAUG